UAUAUAAAAAAAAAAAAAAUAUAUAGAUAAUCUUGUUUUGUGAAGUGAAAAUAAAAUUUUAGUUUAACAAAAAUCAGUGAUUAAAUUUAAUAAAACUUAAAACUUAAUUUUAACAUCGAGGAGUUUUUUGUUGGGACCAUCAGCACCAUGAAUUGCAGAAUGAAACUCAUCAUUGCAGUGUUCCUGAUUUUAAAUUCUUCAGCAACUAUUAAUUCAGAUCACAUUGAAGUUGAUUGCAUAGAAGUUCAAUGUCCUCUACCGGAACUUGAAUGUCCACCAGACAGCGAAUUAAAAUCAUCAUCUUCGAAUAAUUUCGAAAAUAAUGCCGAAGAAGAUGGUGAUUCGAAUUUAUUUGAUCAACUUGAAGCUGAUGGAAUGAUUGAAGAGUUAUUUUCAAGCUCAAUGUUGCCAACUACAACUCAGUUGCCACAUAUUCUACAAAAACGUAGUCUUCAACAUCGACGUCGUGAAGCGAUUAAAAUUGUUCCAGGAGAUUAUCGAAGUUUUGAACCGGAAUUUUUCAAAUAUCACAACCAUCAUCAACCUCAUAGAAAAUGGAAGAGGGAUCUAAUCAUGGGAGCACAACCUCAUUCUGAAGCUGAAAUUAAAAAAUGUUGCCCAGAAUUUCAGUGUGUCUGUCAGACAUGUCCAAAUGCACCGAAAUGUGAAAAGGAACAUGUUGCAAUUAUCGUUGAAGAAGGUCAUAGGUUGCCAGGAAGUUGUUGCCCAAAAUAUGAAUGCGUUCCUGAAAUGGAGUGCAGUGCUGUAAGUCAACCGAAAACCUCCUACUGGAGAAAUGAAUGCCUCAAGUGUGAUUGUUAUGGUGGACAUGAAUUGUGUCAGCAACUUUGUGAAGUCGAUGAAGAUCAAAGUGCAAUGAAUUGCUUUUCGGGGUAUUUGAAUAGACCCAAGAUGAAUGGAGACAUUUGGUUGGAAGAUGAUGAUUGCAAGGAAUGCAAGUGUGUGAAUGGCGAUAAUAAGUGUCAAAUGAGUGUUUGCAAGGCUGCAGAUUGUGAGAAUCCUGUCAAGGUUGAAGGAAAAUGUUGCAAGGUUUGCCCUGAGAUUAGUACAACUUUGGCACCAUCUUUAUCAACAUCGACAACUUCAACACAAUCACCAGUAACAACUUCAACAUUGUCCCCCGAAGAUGAAGACACAACUCAAGAAGUUCCAUUAACAACUUCGACAACACAAUCUUCAGUUGAGACCUCUACUCCUUCAACAACAACAUCAAUCCCAGUUACAGAAGUUAUUCCGACAACAUUAGAAAUUGAUAAUUCUUCCAUAACAAAUACUGAAGUUAAAACUUCACCUCAAGACAUGAGUCAUCUAUUGGAAGAAAUCGACAUUAUAGUUGUACUAAUUUUAGCAUCAGCUAUUUUAGUUAUCUUUACAAUUGGCAUGGGUUUAGUUGUAUCACAAAGACAAAAGAAAAAGAAACUCAUGUAUUCGACAAUUCCAAGCUCUGAUUCUAGUCAAUCGUCUAGUAUUACAUUGGCUUAAUGUACGCUUACGCAGCGCUAUUAUAUAAAACCUGAAAAUUAUUUUAAAAUUUAAAUUUAGUUAUUUUUUUUUUUUUUUUGUUUAAUUUUUUUUUUAUUUUUGUUGCAAAUUUUUAUUGAAAAUGUUGCAACAUUAUUGUAUACUCAUUUUUAAUUUUUUUUAUUUUUAAUAUUUAUUUAUUAUAUCUUUCUUUUUUCAUAUAUUUUUAAGUGACAGCGUUUUUUUUUUUCAUUUUCCCACAUCUAAAUGUAUUACAAAUGUUGCAGCAACAUUUUCAUAAUUAUGAUUUUUCGACUCCUUGUUAUAAUCAUAAAAAUUGUUACUAAAAUGGUUUAUCUUUUAAAGAGUAA
This is a messenger RNA of Episyrphus balteatus (marmalade hoverfly), 1853 nucleotides long. Its product is annotated as cysteine-rich motor neuron 1 protein-like. Lineage: Eukaryota; Metazoa; Arthropoda; Insecta; Diptera; Syrphidae. The transcript has 2 exons. The record is from RefSeq and is a predicted model, not a curated record. Bases 148 to 1503 code for a protein of 451 amino acids. Gene Ontology annotation, molecular function: protein binding.